Chondrus crispus (carragheen) is the source of this 1162-nucleotide messenger RNA. RefSeq lists its product as hypothetical. The record is from RefSeq and is a predicted model, not a curated record. The coding region runs from base 1 to 414 and encodes 137 amino acids. NCBI's taxonomy places the organism in Eukaryota, Rhodophyta, Florideophyceae, Gigartinales, Gigartinaceae. The transcript has 2 exons. Gene Ontology annotation, molecular function: nucleic acid binding.
AUGGCCCUCAGCUCCAACUGCCACGUCGGGCGCCCACUCUGGCCAAAGGUCGACGCUGUGGUCUUUACAGAUGCGAGCUGGGGGGCAGCAUGGAAUGGUCAAGUCCCUGCUGCCGGGUUCUUCGACGAGCAGCAGGAGGGGGCUCACAUCAACGAGCUGCUCGCUGCUCGCUGCCAUCUACGCGCUGCGCAGCUUUGUACAUCAUGCGCGGCAGAGGUCCAGCUGGUCACCGACUCAAAAGUGACCGAGUUUGUUGUCCGAAAUAUGACCUCCUGCUCGCCGCGUCUUCUCGCUCGACUGCGCGAGCUCCGCGACCUCUGCAAGGCGGAGGGCGUCUUCCUCUCUACCGGACACAUCCCCUCGGUGCUCAACACAUGGGCUGACAGACUCUCAAGACAGCCAUGGAUGGACUAGCCCGCCUAACGCAGUGCGGCUUCUAGAGCACCGCUACUGUCGCCGCCUGUACGUGGGUGACGGCCACGACCUCCCGUCGCACAUCCCAGUGUGUCGAGAACCACUCGUCCUUCCUCGUCCGGCGCUCCUCCCGGUAUGGGCCCGCUACUUGCAGCGCCUAGGGCGCGGUGUGCUCGUAGGGCCACACUGGCAAGCCCAAAGCUGGUACCAGAACUCUUUGCAGCAAGGGGCUCUCAUCUCCCACCUCGGCCACGGAUUAACGAGUCCUCUGUCGAGCAUCGCUAUCGAUUACGCGAAGAAGCGCAGUUGCGCUGGGAAGGUGAGGGUUCUAUAGCUGCAAGGCGUGUACUACCGCAUGCCCUUGGUUCGGACACCGCGGCGGCUCUCAUCAGUUCCGCGUACGCUUCUACUACGCAGGGAAACUAUCAGCGUCUUUGGGAGACCUUUCAGGCAUCCCUAGUAAACAUAUUCACCGCGAUAGGAGGUGGUGCGGAGUACUAACGGAGUACGUUGGCCAGUUUUGGAGUGCUUCCGGAGGAGGAACGGAGGAAUGCGCAAUUCUCUGGAAACUUAGACAGGACGUACACAGUUCAACGGAGCAUCUGCGGAGGACCUGAGGCUUCCAGAUUUUGGCAUUUUCUUUGUAGCAAGUUACUGUGGUUCCAUCCAUAAUACACGAGGACGGAGUCAGGAUAGUGGCUCAUCGCGUCAAAGAUGUUGUCGGCUACGGCGGCAUUGUUCGGUAGCG